AAAUCAACAAUUUUACCUUUAAAAUAUCUUAAAAUUAUCCAAACAUUUCCUUAUGAUUUUAUUUAGAAGUAUUAUUUGUGGUGCAAGUGAAUUUGUUGAGUAUUUGCGAUGUGUUAUGAACCAUAAACAAGUGCGUCGCAAAACCGCUUCAGUCUAGAGAAUAACUUCACGAAAUUGGUAGGCGUCGCAAACAACGGAUUGUUUCAAAGUGUGGACCUUAUGUUAGUGAAAUUAUAUCGAAUGUGAGGUUAGGAGUUUUUCGCGGGAAGAUUUCAAGAUGGCGACCGCGACACAACCGUCGUGCAUGAGCACGGAACAUGGGUGCGUCAUGUUCGACUGCCUCGUGCAUCUUUGGGAAUGGCUUGAUCCACCUGCGGCUCAGUCACAAUACCAAAUGGAGAACAAAAAGAUCCCGCCGGCGACGCAGCAGCCGCUCACCCAGCAACACCUGCUGGCACAUCACGUGCACCCCGAGCAGAUCUACUCUCAGCAUCAUCCUCAACUAUCCCACCUCAGUUCUUCUCAAACAGGCCAAAUACAACCAAAUGGCGUCAUGCACCAGUUACUGCAGAGUCAGUAUCACUCAAACAUGAAUGCACGAUCUCCGCUCCUUGAAAACAGACACGAUUUGUAUAGUACUGGUCACAAUCACGAUUACGCCCGACAUUAUGGAGCAAAUGAUAACUAUAAUUACCCACAGUCACCACCCAGACACGAAAGGACAGAGGUGCACACAGAUCAGAACGUUAAUCACGAGCUACUUCACAAUAUACCUAAAGGAUACAACGCAGAAGUCUAUCAAGAUUAUUUAAAACGAAACCCACCGAAAGAUACCAAUCAAAUAUACCAAAAUCAUCAACCUAUGUAUAGGCCUAAUGUUAAUCCUAAUCAGUAUGGAUCCAAGCCAUAUCUGCCAUAUUCUAAUAGAAUAGGACCUCAGAGUAACACAGAAUUAUUACGUAGACAAUAUAGUGAAAUUCAACAAAUGAAAUUGCAGCAGCAGCUUCAUUAUCAAAAUCAGGCACAAAUGCACCAACAACAGAAAUUCGCUGAACGACAGUUGUUACUGCAACAGAUUCACGGAGUACAGCCACCACCUAAUUUACAAAAUAGUAUAUACUCAGAUGGUUCAUACAGAGACUUGGAUCGAUACAGUAGUAAGAACGAUUUCAAAGAAUAUAGUAGCCCUGAUAUACAAAAAGAUAUCGACAGUUAUGCUAAAAACAAUGAGUACAAAGAGUAUGAAAAGCAAAAUAGGCAGUACGAAGCUCAGUGGAAUCAAAAUCAGCAAGCUGAGUACAGAGAGCAGGAACAACAAUAUAGAAGGCAGUUAGAAAUGGAGAAAGGGAAAAGCCAGUCUCCACCAUCAGAUUAUAAAAGCCAAAGUCAAAAGAAUAAUAUGAGUGUCGCAUCACCCAUGAAGUCUAGCGAAUCUAGUACUCCUAGUGUGAAGUCUCCAUCUUCGGACAGUAGGCGGAGCAGUGGUGGAAACCAAGCUCUGCGAUCACCUAUAGCACACCGUGUACCAUCCGCUCCGGUCACCAUGUCUGGAAUCCUUUACAAACAAGGUUCAGAUGGAUUAAAAGUAUGGAGGAAGAGGUGGUUCGUUUUGUCGGAGUACUGCUUGUUCUACUACAAGAGUCAAGACGAAGAGAAACUUCUUGGCUCAGUGCUCCUGCCGUCAUAUAAGGUAUCAGGUUGCACCGCGGAGGACAAAGUGCUUCGGAAAUUUGCAUUCAAAUUGGAACAUGCGAAUAUGAGAACUUACGUCCUUGCGGCGCCUGAUCAGGAGGCAAUGAUGAAAUGGGUGAAGGCGUUGACCAUGGCCGCACUAAUGCAGAGCCCCAAUGAGCAGCCGCAAAAACAGAGCGAUCGGACAGCUGCGAAAACUGAGGAUGUCGAUGAAAUACCAACCUACGCGAAUGCUCCACCGAAACCAAGGCGCUCUAAUGAAGGAUACAAUUCACCAAGCCCUGACAUGUACGAUCCAAACUAUGACCUACUCAAAAAGCCAGCAUCACAUUACAGUCAAGGCACUAGUCACGCACGAUAUCAAGACCACGCAAAUUAUCCAGCCAGUCCAAACCAAGAGCCUACAUACACUCGCAGUCCGCAAUCUCCACCGCCAGUACAACAACAACCACAAUAUCAAACAAAACGACCACCUUAUGAUACGCAACAUCUCUCUUUGCCAUUAACAAACACAGUCACCGACAAACUUGAGAACAACCAACCCAGUACCUCAUCUAUGUAUAAAUCUAAUCCACAAUCGCCUUAUUUUGAUAGGAAUAGAAGCCAACAGCAAAUGGCACAAGAAAACAGGGAACAAAAUAUAUACGAGAGGCAAUCGCAACGUAAUCCUUUCCUGCAAGAUACGACUCCUCAGACGGAAACAUCUACAAAAGAUGAACGAAAUGAACAACAGAAUAACUCUCGAUCGAAUAUGAAGGAAGAAAGGUCUGAAUCAGUUCACAAGGAAUCUUUACACAAUGAUAGUAGAAAUAGCGCUAAAUCUAAUCUAGAUUUAAAUGCUUACAAUAGGGAUAUGUAUGGGGAGUUGACUUCUAGGCAAGUUAGAGCGGGAAGUGCUUUAAACGAACGUUUAAUGGCUGAGAGGCGGACGCCAGACGCUUACGGUAGAUCUACAACAAUGUCUGCUUAUAACAAAGGCAAAAUGGGAGACUAUGAGGAUGUAUACUCACAAUAUGUCACCGAAAAUGACUACGGUAAAACAUAUGCCAAAUCGCCAAACCCAUCUCAAGGUGAUGCAGUGAGCACUUCUUCUAAUCAACAACAACAAAAAUUGCCAGGAAAUUAUCCUCAAGAGAAAACAUUCAGCGGACCUUCAGUUCUAAGGCGAAAGAAAAUGCAAUCGAGUGGAAUUCAACCUCCAAUGCCACGUCCGCAUAGUGCAGAUUUUCUUGAAUAUGAGUCAAAAGCGGAAAUGUUGAACAGAUCCGCUCCUUCUCGCUCAGCUUAUGAUUCAUACAAAGAACCACAACGGCCUAAGUCCAGUUUGGAUAUAAAUUCUUACUACGACCCUAGUUCUGAUAGAUACUAUUCUGAAGAAAGUUACGCAGAAAAAAUGCGUCAAUCCGCACAGUAUUUGCAACAAGGACUCGUACCGAGUGUGGUUCCUAGAAAUAUGGAGAUACCCCUCGCUAAUUAUGCCAGUGGCUUAGCAAAGAAACAACUGAGCACUGCAUAUUCACAAAUGACGAAUAAUAAUUACGAAGCUGAGUUUAGUUCGAAUCGGGAUAAUGUAAGUUUUAAUUCGAAGUACGGUGAUUUAGAAGCACUGAAUUCUAAUUGGACAUUAAAAGAAAAAGAGAUACAAAAGGAAUAUCUAAAUAGAAGUGGUAGCGUGAUGAGCGAUGGUUCCAACGUCAGUGGAUAUGUUAAAGAGGCAGCGAAAUAUGAUACUAAUGCUGAUGGAUUUAUGAGAUCUGCUAGUGCAAGGUUACCUUCGACAUCUACAGAAAAGGAAGGUGAAAAGAAAGUUCAACAGCGUGAGGAGUCAAUGAAACGUUUAUUGGAGUGGAAGCAAAGGAUGUUGCAAUCACCCCUAACCAGAAAAAGUACUCCUGCAACAAUAUCUCUCGCAAGGUCUCUCAAUCAUAGUCGCCAGUCUCUACGAUCAGACCAAUAUAAAUCUAAAACGUAUACGAACGCGUCAUACAAUAGCUAUUCUUCGGAUGAUGAAGCUUCUAUGACAAUGUCAGGCGCGCAUACGGAAUCUGGUACAAAUAAUAACUCAAAAAGUCAGCAAGCAUUGUCAAAGAAAGCUUUUCUCGGAAGUAAUACGUCAAUUGGAAGAAGCAGUCGGGACGCCAAUAUACCGGUACGAGCAGUGAGCCCAAGAGUUAGAUGGGUAGAAGACAAACAGUCUAACGACCACUAUGGCUCACAGCAAAUGUCGACGUCUCAGCAAAACCUAAACACAUUAAAUACUACGGAGGACUCUUGGGCUUCAGCCAGAUCUCCCUCUAGAGCUUCCCAGCAACCAAUCAGAGCUGUGAGCCCUCGAGUCCGCAGAAACACUGAGAAUGAUGAAAUGCAACGGGGGGUGCAGCAGCCGAACCAAAAUGAACAGUUAGGGGAAAUUCCAACUGCUGGAGAACUUCUUGGUCGAACUCAUGAAGAAUUGGUGUUGCUCUUGAUUCAAUUACGGAGACGCCAUGCGGCGACCCAUCGGGCCAUCGAGCAGUGCUGCGCUCAAAUCAGUAGUAUUGAGGAUUGUCUCAGUUCUUUAAAAGCAAUGGAACGGGAAGAAAGUCUUCAACGUCUUGAAUUCCUUAAAAAUCAGUUAAUGGAGCUAGAACAUCAGUAUGAAAAAAGCAAACCUCUUGUCCAACUCGUGGACAAUAUGGUCAAGUUAGGAUCUCUGUACAACCGGCCUGGUUCUACCAUCGAAAGGUUGGAAAGAAACCAGAGGCUGCGACAGAAAGUUCUGGCUGAACAUGCUCUGGAACAACAAAGAUGGCUCGAAAGUGUGGCUGCAGGCAAAUCUUUGGAAACAGAAGCAGCUAGAGCGAGAGUAGCCGAGCUGUGGGCAUUGGAACAAGAACUUUCUGAUGAAGCCGCCAUAUUGCAAGGUCUGAGGACUGAUAAGGAUGCUAUUGAGAAUUUACUUUCUGGUGUUCGCGGUAAGCUGGAUAGUGUUCACAAAGGCGAGAUCAAUGUAGAAGUCAAUCCUCCAGCGCCUCGAAGACCAACAGCUCCACCCAGUCAUGCAGCAGGAGGCCUCGAAGAGGAACUGGCGCGCGUGCAACAGAUGUUGGCGCACAAUUCUAAGGUUUAUAAGAAAUUGGAGCAGACGGUUGCGGAUAACGCUCGGUUGGAACGUGAACUGCAGCAACUGCGGCGCGCGCUGCAGGCGAGGCGAGCCGCUGGACACCAGCAUCAUGCAGCCAACCCCACCGCCAUGUUAGAAGAUGAAGUUUCACGCGUCCAGCAACUGGUGACAGCAUUGCAGCGCCAGCGACAGGAGCUGAGCCGUGCAGUCAGACAUCUGACUCAACAGUCACACGCGUUGCAGAAUACACACGAUUCUAUGCCUGGAAAACGUCGUCCCAUGUCUUCGUGGCAAGAAACCAAUUUGGACACAGGUCACACGAUCGACCACGGUCACUCUGACUACGACUAUGACGUAGGACCGCUGAUGCCUCCUGGUCACUACGAUCAUUCCAAUGUUGAGACACCCCUCUAUGUGGACACUAGAGGCCCAGGUGCUGACGUCACUUCACCACUCAACAGUGAAGACUUACAACAUGCUGGUUUCAGUAACCUAACAAAUGUAGAGAAGCAGGAGAUAAAAACGGUCCGCAUAGUCAAGCGAGAGAGUGAACGACGUCAACGAGACAGGGAACGUUCCCUUCAGCCCAUGUCUGAUUGGCCCACCAACAACAUCACUGCUAAUCUAGACCAAUUUCUGGAGGAAGAACUCGUACAAUCACUUAAUUACUCGCGAUCGACUUCACUACCUCGAAACGAACAAUACGAGCAAGUAUACGGCAUGAGACGUGACAAUAACUACUUGCAGCCGAACAUGGAUCUCAGUCCCAAAUACGUGUCAAGUCCGUCUCUUUCCAACUAUGAUUACUCGCAAAAUAUGUCUUCUUUGAGCAGCAGUUACAACAAGAGCUAUGACAGAUCUGGAUAUGAUCGUACCAUCUCUUUGUCAACACAGUACUUAAAUAGUCCCACUGAUAGCUCAAGGACGUUGACGAAUGAUCCUUUGUCAAAGACCAGCAGUGUGGUUAGUUUGACAAGGUCUCAUAUGGAGCUCUCUCCAAUAUUCAAGAGCGAGGCCGCUAAACAAAUCAUAACAGAAAUGUCUGGUGAUGCUCCUAAGAAUGGAUCUUUACAUAGGAGACAGGUGCCGAAAGAAAAGAGGAGGCACUAUACCGCACCUCACCAUCUUAGUGCUAAAACGCUAAACGAAAUGCCCAAGGAUGCGUAUAAUCAAGACAAGAUGGGACGAUCAGUGGAUGACGCGGAUAUGGAGCGAGCCUUACGUGGCGCGGCUCCAGACGUAGUGAGAUCUGCACUACCACCACAAGCGCUCAGAUUGGCUGAUAAUACCAUUGACCAGCUUCUCGCUGCACCACAGAAAAUCCUCAUUCCAGAGAGAUAUAUUCCGGAGAAGCCACCAGAACUAUCACCAGAAGAGCAACAAAAAAGGCAGGAGAAAGUGGAGUCGAUAAAGAAAAUGUUGACAGGAACAUCGGCUGACCCCAACAAGAGUCCGGAUGCUGACGAGAAGCGGCAACGGGAGCACUUGCUACAAAUGAACCAGAUACUCGCCAAGCAGGUCACUGAGAUGAGCAAAAUCAUCGCCGUGAAAGCGUUAGAAGAACUGCCUCAAAAUGGUAAUGCUGACGACUUGGACGAUCGUUCACCUGAUGUAGAACUGCCCAUCUAUCAACAAAGAGACAAUUUCUUCACCUAGUACUAGGUACUUGAGAGGAUUUACACAAUUAUUGGACUAGGACAAAAUAACAAAUAUAGACAACCUGCGUAUUUAAUAACGUCUUAUGAUAUACCUAUUCAAAUCAUCACCCACAUAAUUGACUAGACUGGUAUUUGGCUGUCUUUGGCUUAGAAAAUUCUUUGGCAAUUUGUAGGAUCUAAAAUGUAUUUACCUACAUGUAUUGUUUAACCUAGUUUGAACGUAACCGAGCUCGGCUUUAAAUAAAGGAUAAGCAGUCAAUGUAGAAUGUUCAAUUAAUAGUUCAUAAUGUAAUCGUUUUUUCGUAUGUUUAUAGGUGAGAUUAUAAAUCAAAUAUUUAUAACAUUUGUAGACAUAAAUAGCAACAUGUAAUUGUUUCUAAUUUUGUAAUUAGUGAAAUUAUGUGGUUUUAAUCUCGAAAAUUAUAUGAAAACAUGUGAGAAAAUGAGAAAAGCUUAAGUCAUGACUGCUUUUAAAAAAUUUAUAAAAGAUAAUUACUUUGUUUCUACCAGAUCUGUUUGUACUUUGUGAAUCUCAAUGUUUGAUGUUUAUAGGAACUAAAUAUUAUAUUAGUCAAUGUGUUUCGACUGCAAUGUGCGUUCCACAUAUCUAUCAAAAUAUCAUAUAUACCUACUUAUAUAAAACGUGUAAUUAAUGGCUAAGAAAUAAAUAGGAAUUGGUAUUUUUUGUAGCAUUUGCUCAAUUUGUGAACAUUCCUUAGCGAUGUUGUUUUUGUAGUGUAUAUGACUCUGUAAAAUACGCAUAUUGUUUUGGCCAGUUUGUAAAUUGAUACUUUUAAAUUCAAUACUUUAAGAGGUCACAGUUUUUUGCAUUAUUGCCAUUACUUAAGCUUUUGAACGCGACGGUCGGCUAUAGACGACGAAUAAUAAUUAAAACGUUUUCUUGUCAGCAGUGGCGAAUUAGUCCCGUUUUUGUUUGUAGUCUAUUACCGACCGUGGCGUUCAAAAAGUUAAAUAUAUUACAAAUUUUAUAUAGGUACCUACAUAAAGACCUCUCAGAAUCUCAUAUUGUAUUGAAUUUUAAUGGUAGGUAGCUUCGAUCAAUUAAUUUUGGUAUUUAAUACAAGUCUUCUAUGUAAAAGGCCUUGAAUUGUUACUGUAGACUUAAGAUUUAGCGAAAUGUACCUAGAUGACGAUAUGAUGUUAUAGUUGCCAUGAUUUUGAAUAGAAAGUGCACAUUUAUAUUUAUAUAAAUAUAAUUAUAAUUUAGCAUAACGAUAACAAUGCGUUUUAGUAUUAUUUCGUUAAUUUCAUUCUGUACUUAAAUGUAAAUAUAAAUUGUACAUUUAAUUUAAUUUUUCUUGUACUUAAGUCUUGAUUUUUUAUUAUUUGUAUGUAGCUUGUUAAUUAUGUUUAUAUGUACUUAGUAUUGUAUAGAUAAUAUUAUGUGAACAUCUUAUGCAACAAUAUUACACUAUGCAUCGUUAUUUUGAUGUCAGAGCAGCAUUUAAAAAAAAAAACAAUUACAUUGUUCAAUGUAACUAUUUUAUGUUUUUUUCUGUGGGGUCUCGAAGUUAGUUUGUUUGAUUGGGGAUAAUAAAUGAAUGAUAAAUACUCGAUAUAUAUUUACCUUAACCUUAAAGUUUUAACUGAAAGUAAGGAAAAAUGGUAAAUAAAUCGUUUUAUUUGGGUGCGAAAUUAACUAGAUUUGUGUGUAGUACGAAACAAGUGAAACAAGUGAAACAAGUGAAUUUAUUUCUGCAAAUAGGCUACAAGGCAGCACUUUUACACGUCAAU
Molecule: messenger RNA, 8208 nt
Organism: Spodoptera litura
Lineage: Eukaryota; Metazoa; Arthropoda; Insecta; Lepidoptera; Noctuidae
Gene: kmr
Product: pleckstrin homology domain-containing family A member kramer
Source: RefSeq, a predicted model, not a curated record